Messenger RNA from Trypanosoma brucei brucei TREU927, 1455 nucleotides. RefSeq lists its product as hypothetical. The record is from RefSeq and is a predicted model, not a curated record. The coding region runs from base 1 to 1455 and encodes 484 amino acids. Lineage: Eukaryota; Euglenozoa; Kinetoplastea; Trypanosomatida; Trypanosomatidae. The transcript has a single exon.
AUGCCCUCAGGUACAGACACUCCUGAGGAUUGUUUCUUAGUGUAUGCAUGGGGGUUCGCAGCCCGUUAUGUCGAUACCGCGCAAUAUGGACCUCCCUACUUUCUCCGCGGAAAUUCGCGCUGCUGCUUCACUACAUUUGACUCAGGGCCCAGUUCUGUGUUAUCGUGGCCAGUCCGUCAUCGGUUUGCUGCAGCGAAAGCGGCGCAAUUAGUUCUCGAGUGUUACGGCCGUAGUGGAAGUGGCGUGAACGAACUUAUUGGCGUGUGCCUUGCUCAGAUGCACGACCUGGUGGCGGCAUGUGCAAAGGACUCCGUAAUGACACUGCAUAUGCGUCAUGGUUCCAACAGUAAAGGAGAGGUGUCGUUUCGUGUGGGAAUGCAGAGACUGUUCACCCUGACGCUCCGAGCUACGCGUAUCGCGAUUGAACCAAGCUCGUUGCAACCAUCCUUAGCCUACGUAAAACUCUCAGUCAACGGCCGAGACGAAUGGGACGGUGGCUCCUGUGUCUGCUGCGGCCGCGGUACCUCUUCUUCCAUAAAAUCGGAGCUAUUACGGAACAACACUGGGGACCGGGUGGUACUUCCGCUCCUGCAGUGGCGAAGUACACUUACGGGUAAUGCUGGUUCCGUUGAUGGCGAAAUCUACGCAACAAGUGGUGGGUCCCUUGGCCAUUUUUCUAUUGUCUUUCCCGACGCCGUUGUGGCUGCCCUCUUAAAUGGGGAGAGCAGUUCUCACUUCGCUUUUAGCGCCCCCGUGAAGGCGGCUGCUGCUGGUUUGCGGGCGCUGUUCAGUUGUGUGGGUGAAGUAACGGUGCUGACGGAUUGCCCAAUGUUAACCUUGUAUUGUGGGACAAGUGCCAGCCCCGCUGGUAAUGUUACGAACAGCUUGAGCGGUGUGGAGAGGAGCAUUCUGCAGGGAGUGAGUGGUGUUUGGCCUUCUGGUUUGUCUCUGUUGGAUAGCGUGCUUCAUCAGCAACAGGGGCGACUGGUUCAGAUACGCGAAAAUAUCGAAUGGGUAAGAAAAAGCAAAGGGGAUAUCGAGCAGAAAUUAGAGGAAUUAAAAUGUCGGGAAGCCUCGAGAAAUUCUGGGGCCUCAAUUGGUUCUUCCAUGAGGAGAGACAUCGAAAAGGAACUGCAUGCCUGCCUUGAACGACGGCGGAUACUUGAGGAUGCGCUUACCCGAGUGAGACAGAGAAGGGAUGCUGCUAAGGGCGAGUAUUUAUCUCACUCGAAAGAGCGGGCUCAGGAGCUGCAGGCGUUUCUGGAGGAGGAUGCGCAUGUGCAACGUAUGCUUGAAGAUGUCGGGCGUACACAGUCGAAAUUACGUAGUUUUGUCUCAUUUGAGGAUCAAAUGGAGGAAAGGAUGCAACGUUUUGCUACAGAGCAGCAAGAACUGGACAACUUCGAUGCGAACGUGCUAGAAUGUGUGAGGCAGUUGAGGAAGAACUUUUCUUGA